Molecule: messenger RNA, 20162 nt
Organism: Vespa crabro (European hornet)
Lineage: Eukaryota; Metazoa; Arthropoda; Insecta; Hymenoptera; Vespidae
Product: nuclear anchorage protein 1-like
Exons: 17
Coding region: 276-19196 (6306 amino acids)
Biological process (GO): nuclear migration; regulation of DNA-templated transcription
Cellular component (GO): meiotic nuclear membrane microtubule tethering complex; nucleus; cytoplasm
Molecular function (GO): DNA-binding transcription factor activity; actin filament binding
Source: RefSeq, a predicted model, not a curated record
AAAAGUUAGCAGAUGAAGAAAAUUUAGAAAAAAAAGAUGAACUGGUGGAACCAGAAAAAUUAGAAAUAAAAGAACAGUUAGAAAAUAUAGUAAAGGUAAAAAACAAUAAAAUUAUAAAAGCAAAUGUAAUAACAGAAGUGAAGGAAAACUUACAGAAACAAGAGAAAAUAGAAGAAAAAGAAAGUUUGGAAAUUGAAAUCAAAUUAGAAAAGGAAGUCAAACUGGAUAAACCCGAAAAAUUAGAAAUCAAAGAAAAAUUAAAAGAGACAUUAAAUAUGGAAGGGGAUAAAGUACCGAAAGAAAAUGAGACAUUAAAAGGGAAGAAAGAAUUGCAGAAACAAGAGAGAAAAAAAAGAAAAGAGAAGUUGGCAGAUAAAGAAAAAUCAGGAAAAAAGGAAAAUCUGAAAGGGUCAGAAAUAUUGAAAACCAAAGAAAAGUUAGAAGAUACAAUGAAAAUAGAAGAGAAAGAAGAAAAAGAAGAGAAAGUACAGGAAGAAAGUAAAAUCUUAAAAGACAAAGAAGACUUACAGAAACAAGUGAGAAUAAAAAAAAAGGAUAAAUUGGCAAAUGAUGAAAAAUUAGAGGAAUCAGAGAAAUUAGAAAUUAAAGAAAAUUUAAAAAACAUAGUGAAAGUAAACGACAAACUGGGAGAAUUAGAGAAAGUAAAAAACAAACCAGAGGAAUUACAGAAAGAACAUGAGAAAUUAGAAAAACAAGAAGAAAAAUUAGAAGGAGAGGAAAAAUUAAAAGUAGAAGAAAAAUUAGAAAAGAAAGAAAAAUUAAAGGAACCAGAAAAAUUGGAAAUCAUGGAAAACUUAGAGGAUACUGUGAAAGUACAAAAGAAUAAAUUACUGCAAGAUAAAUUAGAAUUAGAAAAAGAAGAAUUACAGAAUCAAGAAAAAAUAAAAAUAGACAAGCAAUUGAUAGAUAAAAACAAAUCAAAAGAGAAAGAAAAACUGGAAGGGGCAGUUAAACUAGAAAUCGAAGAUAAAUUGGAAGAUAAGAUAAAAUUCGAAAAUGAAGAUAUAUUGGGAAGAAAAAAAUUAUCUGAAGAACAGAAACAAUCUGAAAACAAAAUUAUUAUUGAUGGUAUGAAUCAGAAUGUAAUGCAAAAUGACGAUAAGAUAGAAUCUGGAGAUCCAAAAAAAGAAACAAAAUCUGCUAAGAAUGGGAAGAUAAAGGAACAAACUAAAUCGAAGUCAAAGAGCAAAAAGCAGAACAAAUCUGAAACUCAAAGCCAAAAAGAAGAAGAUAAAAAACAAAUGAAAGAUGAAGUAAAAAAUCAAAAAGAACAGAUACAUGAAGAAAUAGCAAAUGAAGUAAAUUUUACAUUAAAUGACCUUAAACUUGAAAAUAUUGUGUCAUCCGAGAUUUUAACAGAGACAAACAAAUCAGAUGAUUCGAAAAAAGAAGUUCUAAAACAGGAUAAUCAAUUACAAUUAAGUGAAAAAUCAUGGACUUCUAUAAUUAGCACGAAAGAUACUGUAGACUCAAAUAAACCAGUCGAGCAAAUAGAAACGAUUACAAUUGUCGAUAUUGCACCACAAGAUGCAAUUUCUGAUGUAAAACUUAUUAAACCAAUUCCAGUAAUCACAAAAGAAACAUCUUCAAAGAUUUCUCAAAAACAGGACUUGGAACAAUCGAUUAAAGAAAAGACAGCAAAGAAACAGAAGAAAAAGAUUGAAGAAAAGGAAGCAAUGUCUACAAGUGUGACUGAAAAUGUACAAACUUUUUCACAAUCGCCCUCACACGUUUUGAUACAACAAGAGUUGAAACAAUCGACUGAAGAAAUAACAUCAAAAAAACAAAAAAAAACGAUUGAAGAAAAGAAAGUAGUAUCUGUAACUAAAGAUAAACAAGCUUCUUCAGAAUCACCUUCACAAGUUCUGCAAAAAAUUGUUAACGAAGACAACAGUAAGUCCUAUUUAGCGACAUUCUCUCAUGAAUCUUUGCCACAAUUAAGCCAAAAACAAAUAAUUCAUGAAAAAUCAUUACCACUUAAAACAGAAGUUCACUCCAACGAAUCACCUGCUGAUGAUAUUAUAAAUAUAAACGUCGAUAUAAUAUCAGAAAAAGGGAUUGAUAAUAAUAAUGUUAAAAUCGGAGAAAGUAUACCAUUUAAUAAAACAGAUUAUUCUGAUGUUCAAGUUACGAGUAAUAAUUCCAAAGGUGAAGUAACUUCAUGGGCAGAAGAAAUAGAAAAAGAAAUAUUUGCACCGACUGUUUUGCAAUCUUUAGAGAAUGUAGAAUCAUCAAUACUUUCUUCUACUCUAGAAGAUAUAGAAGUUUUCACAACUGAUCUAUUAGACACCGAAACUAUUUCAACAACAAAAGCAGACUCGUGGGCUGCUAUUGUGGCUCGAAAAACAAAUGACACAGUAGAUUUAUCUCCAUUCGUUGAACAGGAUACAAUUAAAAAUGAAAAACAUCUUACAAAGGAAGAAUAUCUCCCUCAAGUACAGAUUUUCGUAGAUGAGAGCCCUCAAUCAGCACCUAUAGAAAAUCUUGUUCAUGUCGAUGAUCAAGGUUUUGUCGAAUUUAUAAAUCGAAAAGAAUUACGAACCAGAAGAUCUAGAUCGCGAUCGAGAACCAAUAAAUCGGAUGAUUUCGUUGCAGUAACGGUAAACACGAGCCAAAAUAAAACUGAUGCUACUUUGGAUUCUAUUGAACAAAAAAUAUCGACAGAUGUAAAAUCUAAAUCGGAAACUAGUCAGGACAAAGAAACAAAAAAUGAAGUUCAGAAACAGAAAGGAAAGAGUAAAUCGAAGUUGAAAGGUAAUGAUAAGGAAACUAUUGAAAAAGAAGUACAAGAAAAAGAUGAAACGGUUGUUGUGAAAGAAAAAUAUAAGGGAACAAUAACUAAAGAUAAAACUUCAGAAAUAGUUGUUGAUAGAAAGAAACAAGAACAUGAAAAGGACACUAAAUUUGAAUCUCGAAAACAAAAGGUAAAAGGCAAUGCUAAAUCGAAAAAUCACGAUGUAGAAACUAAAGAGAGUAAUAAAAAAUUAGAAAUCUCUUCUAAAAAAGAAGAGAUUUCUAAAGAAAUUAGUACUGCAAAAAUAAAAGAGACAAAUAAUGAACCAAUAUUAGAUACUCAAACAGAAUUGAAAGAAACAAAUAAAGAAGAAAUAACAACUGAAAAUUAUAAUAAUUCCAUAGAAAAUUGUGUCUCCAAAACAAUUAAGGAACAUGAAAUUAAUUUAGAAAAGACCAUAAUUUCAGAUCAAGAAAGUAUAGAGCCGGUAGAUAAAAGCAGAAAGCAAAAAACAGCUGACGAGCAAAGUAAUAAUUCUAUGGAAAUUAGUACCUCCGAAACAAAUAAGGAAAUUAGUUCAGAGAAGACCAUAAUUUUAGAUCAAGAAAACAAAGAGUCGGUGGAGAAAGAAAAAUGUAAAAGCAAAAAACAAAAAUCUAAGAAGAAUAAAUCUGGGAAGAACGAGUGGAAAGAAUCAGUAGAACGAAAUGAAAGUAAGAAAUUUAAAGUAGAUAAAGAAUUGACAGCAAAUAUUCAAAUUACUGAGAAAGAAAAGACAACAAAAAACGAAAACAAUCAAAUAACAGAGAAAAUAGAUACGAUCAAGAAUCAGAGUAGUGAAAAGAUAAAAGAUUCUCAAGAUUCAAGGACACCGAAGAAAGAAAGAGAUGAACCUAUUGGUAAAUUGAAAAAUAGGUCGAAAAAUAAAAAAGCAAUCCAGGAUAAAUCAAAAGUGAAUGUUAAUAAAGAUAUCGAAAAGUCAUGUAAAGAAAAUGGAGUAACUAAUCAAAUAGAUUCUAAAACUGUAUUGAUAGAAACUGAGACAGCAGAUAUAAAUACGAAAUUUAUCGAGGAAGAAAAAUUAGAAAUAUGUACUGAUACAAAUGGAGAAGAAUUGCAUAAAGAAAAUGAAAAUAAUCAGGCUGAUUCAAAAUUGACACUUAUAGAAGUUAAUCAAAUAGAAAUAUCUUGUGAUAAAAAACAAAUGAAGGAAAUACCUGAACAUAGUCAAACUGAAUCAACUAUUGAGUCAAAAAUAAAUGAGAAAUAUAUUUUAGAAGAAAAAUUAAAGGUACGUGUUGAUAAAAAUGAUGAAGAUUUGCAACUGUUAAAAGAAAAUAAAGAAUUUAUACAGUCUGUUAUAAAUUCAGAAAUAAAAGAAUCAGUAAUAGAUCAAAAGAUCCAACAAAAAUCGAAAAAGGAAGAUAAGAAAAACAAAAAGCAAAGUGCUAAACAUUUAUCUCAAGAUAAUUUGAGUAAUAAAGAAACAGAGGAAAAAGAGAUUAAAAAACAAAAUGAAAUUACUGAAGAAAAGGAAAUUAAAUCGGCAACAUUAGAACUUACUGUACAUGAAAUAAAAACGUCGGUUGCAGACAUUAAACUUGAACCACAGGAAAUCCUUUCAGGCAACGUUCAUGACAACACAUGUGAAAAAUGUGUUGAGAACAAAACUGAACAGGAAGAAAUUAGCUUAAUUCCUGAAACGAUAGCAUUAGAUUCUGCACUUUCUUCUAAUGUGAUAGAAUUUAGUGCAGAUAAAUUAAACAUAUCGGAUCAUGAAAAAGCUUUUACAGAUAUCAUCUCUUCGCAAAAUAAUAUAAUUUCAAAAUCAAGUGAGAAUACUAAUGAGAAUACAAUCGAUUCAAAAGAAUACAUUGAGCAAAUUGAGAAUGAAGAUAAAAAUACAUUAAAAGAAAUUGAGGAACAUCUUCCUUCGGAAAUAAAAUCAUGUCCUACGAUAAUCGAGAAUCUCGAGCACUUACAUGAAAAUGAAGGAAGCAUUGAAUCUGAUCCGUCCUUUGUAGCUACAGAGAAUCGUCCAAAGGUACGAUUCUAUAUUGCUGACGACGUCCUUAUUCUUACCCAUGAUAAAGAAAAGGAACUGAAAUCAGCAAUGAUUCAGGAGAGAACAUUGAAUACGGUACGAUCGAAAUUCCUUUCUCUUGACAGUGGUUUUUGGCCGACAAAACAUCCUUAUCAUGAAGCCGAAAAAGAUCUGUUUGAGAGUUUAGCUCAUCAUAUUGAGAACGAUUCGAUUGAGAACAAUAAAAAGGAUUCCAGUGAUCGUGAUCCACCGGAUCACAGUUAUGACGACGAUAAUAAUGGGGGUGGAUCUAGAGGUGGUUCAGGGCACUGUUUCGAUAAUUCGCGAACUCUACUGGGUUCACCUCGUACGGAAUGCCUCGUGACCGACCUGCCUGGUGGCAUUUGUAGUUGGCGCGAUUAUAGUACUUACUUAUCGAGCGAGAACGAGGAGAAACCGGAUAACACCUUGCAGCUUGCACAUAAAAUGACUGAGAACUUGAUAACCGAGCCAAGCUUGCCUUCGAAGUCAUCAUCCUCUUCGACUAAUCUUCAAUUAACUUCGAAAAUCCAAAUGAAUUCUAACUAUCCUACCUGGAUCGAUGUUUCAAAUAAUAACAAUCCACUUCCUUCUGACCAUUCCAAUGCCACUGUAUCAACUAAUAUUCUUAUAGAAAACGAAGAAACCAUGUCCAUUCCUUUGAACGAAGAACAAUUCGUUCAAUUUAAUUUUGAAUCUUCCUCGAUAUCAACCUCCAUCCCAAAUCAUCCAGAACCAUCACAAGAUAUAGGUAGAGCAACGCUGGAAUCUCUGCAGCAAUGGCCUCCGAAUGAACAGAUGGAGAGAGAGACGAGGGCAAUCGAAGACAAGACUAUGAAGAUACAAGGGAUCAAGGUGCGAUGUGACAUCACAGUCAGUAAUCGCUCUUGUUGUACCAUAAAUGGUCAACGUUACUGGCACAUCUCUAUAUACGAAACCAUAGAAGCACGUCUCACAGCAUUAAAAACUGCCCUUUUGGAUAUAGAAGCUACGAAUUUGUCUCGUGAUUCUAUUGAAUCAAUGUUAUCUGCCACUGGGGCGAUGAUAACAAAACUUCAAGAUUAUGAUGAAGAAACUAUACAAUUGCAACAACAAUUGUGUGAACUUCCAAUCAAUACUACUUGUCAAAUAUUUACGAAUGCUUUGGAAAGUAUUCAAUCGCACAUUAAUACGUUGUUGACUGAAACAAAGCAAAGUUAUGAGCUUUUAGAGCAAGCUUUAGAGAUUCAACGUCAACGAACUAAAGAAAUAAAGGAUUAUCAAAAUUUUCUUGAAGAAACGGAUGUUUGGCUAAAGGAUAUCGUAGUUGGAAUAAAUGAGUCAAUAACUGUAGACCAGAAUUUGCAAGUGCAGUUGUUAGAUCGUACUCAACGAGUAUCCAAAUUGGAAUCACUACCAGAAGUUAAAGAGUUGGCAAAAGUAUUGAAGAAUGAACUGAUGGACUUGAUUAACCGUCUUCAGCAAAAGCAGCAGGAAUUGCUGGAUGAAGAAGCAAUGGCCGAUGACGAAACUACAGAUCGUGAUGAUGCCACAAUCGAUCAGGCACCAUCGAUACACUCUACUAUUGAAAGCAAUCCACCAUCCUUAGCCGAUGUGUCCUUACAAACAGGACAAAGUUUAUUAUUAGAUAUUGUAGAAGAUAAACCAUUACAACUUACAAAACAAACUUCGACAACUCAGAUUCCCGUUAUAACAGCUACUCAAUCAUUAAUGACACAAACUAUGGAUACCGCGACUUUUCCAGAUCAGCAAAUAAAAGAAACAAUCAAGGUAGUAAAACUCUCUGAGGGUGAUCAUGAUGUUAUCGAAAUAGCAACAAAGAACGUAAAGACUGAUAUAAGUCAAAAUUUAAUUCGAAAUGAACAAAAUAACGUCGUACCUGAUAAUAUAAUAGUUGAUAUGAAAUAUCAAGAUGGUCAAAAGGAGGAGAAUGCUAAAAGCGAAUUGAACAUUCAUCAUGCGACUCCUCAAUCUUUCGAAACUGUACUCUUUGAACCAGACGACGUGACUACUGAAGUAGUUGUCGAUGCAGAUGGUACGAAAAGAAUUAUCGUUAGAAAGUUAAGGCAAACAGUUGUUUCCAACAGACACACUCAACAACAUGCAUCGUCGAUCACGACAGCUCUUGGUGAGGAUGCGUCAAUGAUGCAAGCAUUUUCAGAAGCAACUCUAAGAGAUCAGUAUGUCACAGUUACUACAACGAAACCUGAUGGUACCGUAGAAACAUUAACGAAACAAAUUCAUGGUAGUAAAGUAACAACAGGUAUACCAGAUGCAGAAUAUUUCGAAGAGAAAUAUGAAUCAACACCACAGUACACCCACAGAAUAACUCAAGGAGCUAUCAGAGAUAUUAGUCCUUUACCUAUCGAAGAACAAAUAUUAGAACAUGGUCAAUAUCAAACGAAGACAUCCAGCGUUCACGCUAUAGUACAACAGGUGACUAGAAGAGUUAUCAAAAAAACGCGAAAGAUUAUACGAAAAGUUACCAUCAUAGAUGGUAAGGAAACUACAAGCGAGGAAAUAAUUGAAGAACCUGAAGAAAUAGAAAUAGAUGAGCAAGAUAUACCGCAUAUUAAUAUCAACGUUAUUAAAGAUGAAAGUGAACAAACAUUUGGAUUAGAAAAAAGGGUAAGUGACGAAAAGAAACAAGAACCAUCAUUGUUCUCAAGCUUCUCAGGAAACAUGCAAAGUGAUACUCCUUAUGAACAGCAUUGUCCAGAUAGUCCUAUGCAAGGUCCGUUCUUUGGUCCAUUCGCAAAAGAUAUGUCAAGCAUACGUCGAUCAGAGGUAAAGAAAAAGUCUAUUAAAAGCACUACCAUUGAUGAUACGAAAGUUGAUGCCAGGAAAACACACGACGAAUUAAAAGAAGUAGAAAAAGUUGAAGUUAAAGAUUCGAGGGACAAUACAAAUGCACAAAAGCUUGUCACAAAAGAACAACCUAUUACUCUAAUUCAAGAACAAGAUAUUCUUACUUGCAUUGUCACUGAUAUUCCAUCUGAAUCUAUCUUCGAUAUUCAUAGUACAAAAGAUGUUGUUACAAAGGUAAAUAAUACAGAACAAACACUUCUAAAGGAACAAGUAGUGUCUUAUCUAGAAGAUUCUAUUAUUUUACAGACACCAGAUGAGGAUAUUCCUGCUGCUAUACAAUCGUCAUUAUCAUCGGAGGAUCCAGCAAAGACCGACAACGCAUCAGUUACAAAUAAAGCUACUUGUAAGUCUGACGAAACACCAGUAAGCUACAAAAUACCCGAUACUUUGUUAGAAAGCGGCACGGUAGAAGUAGCAAAGCACGAUGAUGGUAGCAAUAUUCUAGAUGCUGAGAAAAAAAUUAGUAGAUCGAGUAUUUGUAUGUUAGAGGAUCACGAUACACAGAAAAUCCAAGAAGAGGCAUUACCCACAAUGAAGAGUAAACUUGAAGAUAAUAAUGUCGAAUUACAAAGACAAUUAUCAGAUAUUCAAUUUGAUAUUAAAACUGAAGAGGUUACAUCAUCAGGAACAAUUCAAAUAACACAAACUACAGACAAUAAUAUUAUGCAUAAAAAUGUUCCAAAAUUACAAGACAAAAAACAGCAAGCAGAAACAUUUUUAACAAAAGAAAGAAAAAAUACAUAUAAAGAUAACAUCUCAUUAUCGGAACAGAAAUCGUUUGUUGGAAAAGUCGAAAUUUCUUUGUCUAUUCAAAAACACGAUGAAAAACCGGAGUCCAUGGUAUACAUAAAAACUCAAUCAGAACAUUCAAAUGAACGACCAUAUCACACUGUCUUAGAAGACGUUAAGAUCAGUCUUCCAGCGGAUAAAAAAGCUUCCGAAAUAAUUCAUAACAAAACUGUGCAAACAAGUCCUGUAAAUAUCGUUCAAAAAGGCACUGUAACAACUCAGACAUCAAUACCUUUGAGUACUGAAACGAGCCAACAAGAAUCGGUGAAUGAUAAAUUAAAUUUACAAAAUAAUAAAAAAACGGAACUACAACAAUCACAACAAGAGGAAUUAAUACAAGAGGAACUACAACAACUACAACAAGAGGAACUACAACAACUACAACAAGAGGAACUACAACAAAUACAAAAAGAGGAACUACAACAAAUACAACAAGAGGAACUACAACAAUUACAACAAAAGGAACUACAACAAUUACAACAAGAGGAACUACAACAACUACAACAAAAAGAACUACAACAAUUACAACAAGAGGAACUACAACAACUACAACAAAAGGAACUACAACAAUUACAGCAAGAGGAACUACAACAAGAGAAACUACAACAAUUACAACAAAAGGAACUACAACAAUUACAACAAGAGGAACUACAACAACUACAACAAGAGAAACUACAACAAUUACAACAAAAGGAACUACAACAAUUACAACAAGAGGAACUACAACAACUACAACAAAAAGAACUACAACAAUUACAACAAGAGGAACUACAACAACUACAACAAAAAGAACUACAACAAUUACAACAAGAGGAACUACAACAACUACAACAAGAUGCAGGAACUGUUAGUCCAAUUUCCACAACUAUUGCUGAGUCAGUAGAGAUCAGUGUGCUAUUAUCCGAAUCUCCAGAACAUAUCAGCGAACAACCUCAAACAGAUAUAGUAGAAAUUACCGAUUCAUUAGGACUAAGCUCACAUACUAGAAACAAUAGUUUUGGAUAUGAUCAUGGAUAUGAACCAGAUGACAGAACAACAGUUGAAGAACCUUCUUCUACUCAAGGUGAUGAUGAUAUAGGGAGAAAAAAGAAAAAGAAAAAGAAAAAGAAACAAAAAGUUCGUGAAAUAAUAGAAGAUUCUUUUGGAGUACCUAAAAGUUCUUCGGAUGAAGCAGAUUCAGCAAGUAAAACAACAAUAUCAGAUAAAGAAUACAAUAUCGUAGAAACGGAAGAAAUUGAAAUUGUCGAAAUAAAGCCUGUCAUUGAAGAAGCAGAGAUCAAUAUAAACAAAGUUCCUAUCGACACGCAAACUGUUAUCAUAGAAACCUGUAAUGUAUCAAUUUCUCCGGAUCAAAAUAAGGAAUUAGUUUCUAUAGGAUCAGUAGCUGACACUGUAGAGCAAGAAGUAAGAACAUUUAAAGUAAAAGAAACAGAUAGUCAUAUGCAAAUCUCGCCACAAGUUAUGUUUGAAAGUGCUAUGCAAACGGUUGAGAAAGAAAUACCUGAAAUAAAAGAAUCCAGUAUACAAACGAUAACACCUACGAGAACACUAACGACGGAAAAUGCGAUUCAGACCAGUCCUAUCGAAAAUGUUCCAUUAUCACCUAUUGUGCUCGAAACUAAAGAUUCACAUGUACAAACAGUCAUUGAAAUGGAUUCAACAGAAAUACAAACUUCACCGAUAGAAUGCGUUCCUUCGAUAGAUACAGAAACUCAAACAUUACCGAAAGUAUCAAUUGACGUUGAACAACAAACCUCAGCUCCUGCAACUAUAAAACAAACAUCUCCUUAUGUAUCAGAGACAGUUGAAGUAAACAUACAAACGAGUAAACCACCUAGUCCUGAGAAACCAGAAAUGUUAGAUUUCAAUAUUCAAGCUGAACUAUUGGAGAAAGCAAUAUUUGAAACUGCAGAAACACAAACAAUAUCGAAUGAACCUGUACAACAAAUGGGAACUCAAGAAACAGAGACGCAAACAAAAUCUUUGAAUUCCAUGGUUUCUAGUGAACUUCAUUCACUAGAAACAACGGAAACUCAGAUAACUCCUGAAGAAAGUCUAAAAAAGAUCGAAACAGAGGAAAGGGAAAUACAAGUAAAAUCGUUCCAAUUAUUUCCAUUUGAUAGCAUAGAGACACAAACGACGCCAGCACAGAGUCCUCGUAAAGUAGAGAUUAUGGAAAAAGAAGUACAAGUACAAUUAAUAAAUAUUAUUCCUCCUAAAACAAUGGAAACACAAACGACGCCUAAGGAAAGUCCACGAAAAAUAGAAAUCUUGGAAAGAGAAGUUCAAGCAAAAUUACCGCCACCAAUUACUAAUAUUAUGAUUCAAACAAAUCCUGUGAUUAGUCUACAACCACAAGAAAGUUAUGAUCUUGAAACACAAACUAUUCAGAAAUCAAUGAAGUAUGGUACGGAAGAAAAAAUACAAACUAGCUCACCUAUACUCGUAGAAACCAUUAGUGGUUCUGUACAAGUGGAAUCUAAAGAAUUGAUGCCUCUUUUUGAUAAAACUUCACAAAUAUCUUCCGAAAGCUGUGAGAAAAGUUUACAAGUCUCACUUAAAUUACAAGAAGAACGUAAUGAGUCAACGUCAGUACAUAAUAUCACUGAAGAUCAACUUCUAAAAACAAUAACAUCGGUUGUACCAUCCGAUGAUAUAAAAACGCAAUUAAGUUCAACUCAGUCAACAGUCGUAGAAGCUACAGAAGCAUUAUUAAAAUCAGAAAUCAGCGAUGUUUUGGUGCAGUUAGAAAAGAGUUCAACACCGGAUACUUCAUUCGAAGUACACAUCAAAACAACGAUAGAAUUACCUAAUAGCGAAAUAUCUAGCGAAGCUAUAAUGAAUUCGGAAUCAUCAACAGAUAUCUCGCAAGAUGUCUCACUCAUUCCGAAUACAAAUGAUAAUAAUAAUGAUAAUAAUGAAGCUAAAUUAGAAAAAAGGCAAAGAAGAAAGAGAAAACAUAAGACUAUGGAAAUUCAAUUAUUAGCUAAAGAAACAAAUAAUUUAGACUCUAUAUUUGGACAACCAGCACAAUCACUAAAUUCAUCUUUGAAAUUAUCUUAUUCUGAUGUAACUAAGAAAAAUUCAAAUAAGCAACCAUUCGUAGUAAAUGUUGAUGAACCAAUGACUGUUCAAAGUUUUGAAGAAAAUGAUAACUAUGCAUCUUCUGCUGCUUUAGAUAUUGACGAUGGACUUAAGAAAGAAGUUCAACAAAUGAAUUUACAAGACGAAACAAUACCGAAUAUUAUGUCUAUCUCACAAUCAUCGAUUUUUGUUGAUUUAUCCAACCCGUCAAAAUCAGAUAAACCAUUCGAAACUUCGUUAACAAGUGAAAGUCAACGAUUCGAAACUCUGUUCGUAUCUAUUCCCAGUGAACCAAUGGAUACAACUAUAUCACCAGAUGAGUCACCAUCAUCAAAUCAAAUUGAAAAACCAGUAAAAACACAAGUGAAGACUUACGCGGAAGCUAUUUCACAAUUAUUAAAAACUUCGUCGACGCCUGGUAUAGUCGAAUACGAAAAAGAAUAUGAUACAUUGGGAUGGGAAAAUCGAUUACUUGUUCCUCAUUCAACAAAUUCGCAUAAAACAACUAAUCAUGUUGAGUUUUCAUUAAGAGAAGCAAUGGAAGGAAGAAUUCCUCAACACCAGCCUACCCAAAAGAUGGAAACUACACGAAUAAUUUCGGAUAGAGUGAAGAAUCUUCAUAAUGCAGCAGAGACGGAUCAUUUGGGCAAUGUAUUGCACAUUGCUCGUCUAAGCGAAAUUAUGAUAGAUAAAUCGGUAGAAGAACGUUCGUUAGAUGUACGGAAGGAAUUAACACAACUCAGAAACGCUGUAGAAGAAAACGAUAUAGUAAUCAUCGAGGAAACUCUUCUCACAGUUAUUGAAACUAUAUCUACAUGGUUAGAAACGAUCGAAUAUAGAAUUUUCCUAAAUAGAGAGUGUCCAAGUGAACUGUCUCACAACGAUGCGAAAACUUUUAUCGAGCUGAAAGAAGAAGUAGAUCAUGUAGAAGAGAACAUCCGAGAACUCAAUGACAUUUGGAAACUCGUUGAAGGCAAUUAUCCUAUCGAAGAACGUGUCUUAUUGAGAGAAUGCUUUGACGCGCUCGAACAACACAUGAAAGCCGUUGAACACGUGACAAAUACCAGCGAGAAAUGUACUAGUAAUCAUCUUGCCAAAUGGGAUGAAUUAUUGAAUGGUGUAAAUAAUAUGUACAGGUUAGUAGAAGAACAACGUAAGCAAUUGAAUAAUAUAAUCGAAUGUGAAGCUUCGACAAGAUGGAAACUUCAAGAACUUGAUAAGAUGGAAAACAUGAAUCGUUGUCACAUGUGGAAGACUAGGAAACUUCUUGCUACUUCGCACGAAUUACUCCGAGAUUAUCCUGGAAAGAUUAUUCCAGAGGAGACUUACUUAGCUCACGAAAUUACUAAAAUCAUCGAGAACAGUAUAAGCAUAGAAAGAGAUCGACUUCUUCAAUUGCUCGCUUUAGCCGAAGAAUACGAACAAACAUUACAGGAAUUUUCACAAAUUAUUGAAAUUGCUGAGAAUUUGCUACAGAGUCCAAUAUCUGUGAUGAAUUUGGAACAUCUUCAAGAAGAAAUGCAAAAACAUAGGAAAUUCUUUGUUAAUUUGAAUCAUUGCCGUGCAAUUUUAGAAUCAUUGGAAGGCAAUCUGGAUCCAGAAACUAGAGCCAAACAUUCUAAUUUGCACGUAGAAUUACAUAGUCGUGCAUCUUCGUUGCUUGAUCAAGCUGCCUCUCGAGCACAACAAAUGGCAUUGGCAGCUACACGUUGGAUUCUUUUAGAGCAAGGUGUAAAAGAGGAAAAAGGGUGGCUUCAGGUAGCUCAUCAACGUGUUCCUGAUCUCCAGACGGUCACAUCUUCCGACUAUGAUCAAUAUAUUUCUCUGUAUCAGUCUUUAUCUUCUGACGUUGCCACACAUCACGCCCGUAUCAUUCAACUAUUGGACGUUGCAAAUCGUCUAGAAGAAUUGGUGACUAUUGAAAAUUCUGAAGAUCGUUAUAACGGAGUCUUAGAUGUGAUCGUUAAACUUCAGGAUAGUAUAGAAUCCUCUUUAAGACGAUUGUUAUCAUUCCGAGAAAAUUGGAGUACUCAACAAACAUUAAUCAACCGUAUUGAGAAUUGGAUAAUAACAGCCGAGAAAGAACUAGUUCCUUUGAGUGAUACAUCAAGUGGAAACAUGCGUCGUUUUUGGGAAUUGAAAGCUCAAUAUGAAAUACACAACAACAUGCGCAACGAAGCAGAUAAGUGCUUUGACCAAGCCUUAAAAAUCAUUCCACUUUCGGACGAGAUGUUUCAAAGACAAUUUCACGGUGAAUUACAAUAUCGAUGGAAAGACGUGACGGAGAAAAUCAAUGAGAUUCAAUCGGAGAUUACGCGUAACAUUUCCUCUGAAGAUAUCUCCUCAAAGGACAGGUUGAAAAUAUUGGAAAGAGAAUUAAACGAGUUGAGAAUGUGUCUCGACGAUUUACACGGAGUAUUGAAGACGGAGGAAGAGCUUGAUCUUUACAUAGAAAGACUUACUGUUCUGUUCGACAGAGUUUCGUUGAUUCAAGAUAAACUAAGUCGCUUGGGUCUUUUAUCAGCGGCAGAAAGUGAAACCGUUGGAAUUCUCUUAUCAUCAGCUCAUCGUAUAGAGAGUCAGAUAAGUGAGGAACUGGAUUCAGCUCAAUUACUUCGAGAAAAACUUCAAGCAUUAAAACGUGGCCUUGGACACGUUAGGAAAGCUCAUCAGAGGCAUUUCUUGACUUUGGAUCAAUGCGAAAAAAGCGAAAAGCAAGGAAGCAACGUUGUCUCAGCUGCUAUAGAUCGUUGCGAAUCGGUUUCGGAUGAGCUAAUAGUUCUUUGGCACGAUCUUAUGGGUCUUCGACAUUUGUUACAUAAGUUGCCAUCCGGUAUGAGAGUCAGUGUGUCACCUGUAAGCAUCGAACGCGAUAUCUCUGCCCUUCAGGAUGCCCACACUGAAUUAGAAUGUAGAUGUUCACGUUUACUAUCCACACUACGAAAUAGACUCGCAUUGUGGAAUCACUUUGAAAAACACUUGGAAAUGGUACAGCAAUCCGUUCAAGAAGCUGAUUAUAUGAUGGAGCUCUUGACCGUUCAAGGUUCGGUGGAUUACGAUAGAUUACUUAAGGCUACCGAGCGACUCGAGGGAUUAAACGGUGAUUUCGGUGCACGCGAGGUGCUUAUUAGCGAGCUUCAUGCCGCUGCCGAACCUCUGCGGGAGAGUUGCGCUGCAGAGGUCCGUGAAAGGGUCGAAGCAGCGGUAAAUGAAGCUGUACGAGCUUGGGAGGACACGAAAGCCGAAUUGAAUGCCCUUUGUACAAAAUAUCAACACGCUUGCAACUUAUGGCAACAAUAUAGAGAUUCGAGCGCAGUAGUAAAAGCCUGGAUGGACACUCAAAUGGGUAGUGUAGCUAAUUUACCUCCGGAGGAGGCUAUUAAGCAAGUCAAGGUUUGCGAAGAAACCCUGGCAGAACACAAGGAAAGGCUGGCGGAAUUACGCGGUUUGGUAGCCCAGAUCGCAUCAGACGUCGGUUUAGACGCUGGCGGUCCGUUACACUGCGAGGUCGAAGCACUUGGUCGUCGACUCGAGGAUGUCCGUGAAACUUUGUCAACCCUCGCCGACACUGCCGACGUACGUGUCCUUAACCAAGAACUUACGCAUGUAGAUCUUUGUCAGACGAAGAAUUUCCUCGAUACAGUACAACAGAGUUUGACGACAGUCGGCCAAGAAGAAUCCAAUGAGCACUUAAAGCUACUCCGUAAUCAUCUGCUUGCGCUAACACGAACGGAGCCACAACUCCAAUCUAUCAAAGAUAGGACUGUAACAAUGUCAACUCAAGAACCAUCAGUCGUCGAAAUCCUUCAGCAAUGGCAACGAGUAUUCAAAGAAACCUUCCAACAUUAUCACCGUCUUUCUAUCCGUUUGUUCAAGUCACAGGACGUAAUCGCGGUUCUGAAGUUGUGGCAAGAACAUUUAACUUAUGUGCAAGAGUUCUUAUCUAACCGCGUUCCCGGUGAUUACAAUGGUUUAUCGGAGCAUAGAAAUCUUUGCGAGGUUUAUAGAAACCUUCUUACCGACCAACAAAAUCACCUGUUAACUGUUCAUGGAAAAGAAGGUAAAGAUCUCAACGUUACCGAACAGUUCAAUGCUCUAACAAAUCUUCACAAUGAAACAUUAGCAAAAAUCAUGGAAAGACACACUGCUGUACACGAUCGACUCUUAGCAUGGGACAAUUACAGACGUGAUCAAAAUGAUCUCUUCGCCUGGUUAAAAGACAUUGAGAGAGAACGCAGUCGACUGCAAUUACGCUUCAUACACGUUCAUAGAUUGGAUAAGAUUCUCCAAAGAAUUCAAGCUCUGCUCGAAAAAGUUCCAUCGGGUGAAGCCCAAAUAGAGUCGCUUCAAAAACAACAAAUUCCUUUGCUUGUUGAUUGCGACGAGACUUUGGCCGUUUCAGUGCGUAUGGAACAUGCAGCAAACGUUGAACGUAUCGCCAAUUUACGUGCUGGUUUAGAGACUUGGAGAGAUUUCGUAGAGAGAGUACGAAAACUUCAUGAACAGCAUAUGGCACAGACCGACAGGAUCACGAACACACUACAAGAUAUCGGUCAGAUACUUAAUUCUGUCCUCCACUCGAUACCUGGUAAAUUGUCACAAACCAAAGAAAAUUUACUUUUCCUUCAAGAAUUGAAAACUCGUCUAGUCGAUACUAGUAACGAAUUGGAAUCUUUAAACGUACUUACUAAAAAGCUACGAGAAUGUCUUAGUCCUUCUGAUAUGAAAUCAUUGAAUCAACACGUUGCACUUUUGUGGCAACAACAAGGAGACCUUGAUCAUCAGUUAGCUUUAGUCGAAUACAAGCUUGGCGAACGUUGUGGCCUACAUAAUCGUUGGAUCGACAGACAAAGCAGAUUGUUGACCUGGAUUGAAGAUGCGGAAAUCAGAGUGAAAAAUUGGGAUAUGAUCCCUCUUGGUGAACCCGAAAAAGUACUAAAACGAUUUGAGUAUGAAUUACAGGCAGAAAUAGCUUUAAAACAGCGAGAAUUCGAGUGGGUGCAAAAAACUGGUCAAGAAUUAAUCGAUGCGACCGAUGAUACUGAGAAAGCUAAAGUGCAAAAUGGAUUAGACGAAGUGAACGAAAAAUGGUGUAGAUUACUUACGAGUGGAAAAGUUCGAGCGAAUAAAUUACACGAUCUAAUACAAUCAAUAAGCACUCUCGAAAAAAAAUUAAUAGAGCAAAGAAGUUGGAUAACUGGUAUCGAAGCGCAACUUUCUGAAAAUUUCAUCAUCGAAACUGUGAGCCAAAACUGUAUUGAUAAGAAAUUAGAGGACCAUGAAUACAUUCAAAAAGCAAUUCAAACGGAAGGUGCCAAAAUCGGAGAAGUAUUGAAUCUUUGUGAAAUAUUACUACACGAUUCCGACAUAUGGAAAACAUCUCUGAAUACCGACACGAUAAAGAACGGUAUGGAAGGUCUUCAACGUCGAUGGAAAACCACGUGUGUUAGAUCGGCUGAACGUAAGCAAGAAAUCAUUUUGGCCUGGAAGUUACUUCGUGAGAUGAAUAAUAUUAGAACAGAACACGAAAGCUGGAUCAUUCAAACGGAAAGUGCACUUACGAAUUUUGAGAAAGAAAUGAAUGAAAUUACUAAAAAGGAUACGAAGGAAAUGCUUGAAAGAUUGAAAGUGAUAAUGAAAGAUAUUGAAGCACAUGAACCAGCUUUAAAGAUUCUUGAACAAAAUUUUGGACGACUUGCAAAAGCCAGAUUGGAACCUGAAAAUUUAAAAUCGCUUACAGCUGAAAGUCGUAAAACUAUAGACCGAUGGCUUCAAUUUAGUAGUAGAACAAAUUCCAUAAUCGCAGCGAUAGAACGCGAACAAAUGGAUUAUCACGAAUUUAGUUUAGCUCAUGGUGCUGCGUUAGUUAGUCUGACACAAAUUGAUAUUCGAUUGACUCAACUGCAACAUUUGCUUACUCCUGAACAACGAACAUCACCACGUGGUAGACUGCAACGGUUAUCUGAAAUCGAAAAAGAAUUGAACGCCCAAAACGUUCUACUGCAAAAAGCUGAUAAAUUAGCACUCGAAAUAAUGCAGGAAAGUCAUCCGGACGAUGUGACUAGUAUACAAGAACUCGUGGACGAAUAUCAAUCUUUAUGGAAAGAAAUUAAAACGCGAGUUACUACUUUAAGAACCGAAUUAGAAUCUCAGGAAAAAUCUGAAGUAGACGAAGCUAUUCAAGUUGAAACUUUGAAAUUUGAACAAGACACGGCUGUUCAAGUGAACACUUUGCCUAGAUUAAUUAGAAUGACAUCUUGCGACGCGUAUAUGUUAGAAUUGAAAACAGCUCUCACAGAGUGCCAUCAUUCUUUGGACGCAUUAGAAACAACUAUCGCACCAGAACCUGUAUCUGGACCAAGCCUGAAUACAACAACUAAAACUAUUGCAAAAUUGAUUGGAUGUUGUCAAUCAUCUAUAGAAUUAGUGCGUCAUCUCCAUACUUUACUCAUGGAAGAUACAAAAUUCAAUGUAGAAACAACAAUAAGCGAGGAAGUGCAAACUGUGAUAUCUCGAUACGAAGCUCUUCUUUUACUCGCUAGAACACGUGAACAACAAAUAAGGGAACUCAGGUCUCCCAUUACAGACGCUUAUUCAUACCCAUGUAAUCACGAUAGUGAUAGACUAACGUGUCCUCUUUGCUCUCGACGUAACUGGACUCAGUUGGAUAAUGAUCUCUGGCGUCUAGAAAAAUGGUUAGAAUUUGCUGAAGGUACUCAAAGUGAACAAAACUCGCCACCAAGUAAUAUCGAGGACCUGGAAUAUGUUAUUCAAGAACAUAGAGAAUUUCUUCAGCACCUUGACAGUCACAAAAGCAUUGUCGUUAGUUUGAACAUUGUAGGUGUUCAUUUGGCUGAACAUACAGAAGACACUAGCCGCGCAACAGAAUUACGUAAUCGAUUAACUAAUGCAAAUACAAGAUGGGACAAAGUAUGUCUAUCAGCUGAAAAAUGGCAAGAACAAUUGCGGCGUGCACUUAUUUCGAAUCAUCAAUUCCAUCGUAUCAUCGAAGAGUUGUUCAGUUGGCUCGAAAAAACAGAAAUUGUAAUUAGGACAAGUGAACCAAUCGAUCUCUCCGAAGCUACCGAUAUUCUGGAAACAAAAUAUAACAAAUUCAGGGAAUUACGAAGUGACCUUGAGCGCUGUGAACCGCGUGUUUUAUCUCUCCAAGAAUCUGCCAAUCAAUUACUAAAUGAACAGGGAGGAGUGAGAGCUCGACUACAAGAACUUCGAUUAAAACUACAAUCGUUACGUCGACUGACAGGCAUCUACUCAUUGAAAUUAGGAGCAGCUUUAGGAUUGGAUCCACGUGAUAUUGGACUCGUUGCUACGUCCUCCUCAUUAGCCGCUCUUUCUCGUGAUCUACUCGAUGAAGCUGCCUCUGGGUCCUCUCAGCCACACACAACAGCUGCCACAGAUGGUAAUGAAAGACAUCAAAUAGUACCAAGACAAGGAUAUAGUUUUCUAGGAAGAGUUUUGCGUGUUUCUCUUCCAAUACAAGCAUUAAUGCUGUUGCUACUUGGUGUAACUUCAUUGAUACCGUCAACAGAAGAAGAUUACAAUUGCAUGCUCUCUAACAAUCUUGCUCGAAGUUUCACUCUAAUGGUCUAUCAUCCAAAUGGACCGCCGCCUUUGUAACAAAAACAGAAUGUCUUCACUUUAUUUAUGUCUAUUGGUAAAAACUACUGCAUUGAUAAAAAGCAUUGAAUAUAAGAUUUAACGACUGUAACACGCGAAAUGCUUAAAUAUAAAUGAAUAUACAACAUAUAUAUAUAUAUAUGAAAGUGUAUACAUAAAGUUUUCAAAUACAAACAAAUUUGUAUAUAUUAUAGCACAUGAUUUUCGUAUGUCGUCAAUGACUUAAUUUAUUCUUUGGCUAUAUAACUAUAAUCCUUUAGAAUGUUACAAACAAUAAAUGAAAUUGCAACAUUUGUAACAUAAUAGUAUUUUGAAUAAAAUAUUUAUAAAGGAUUAAAAGUGAAGUCAGUAAUUUAUAAUAUUGACGAUGGUAGUAUUUAUGAUAAAAACUAAACUAAAAAAAUAAUAUUACUGAUAAUAAAGAUCAUCACAUUAUUAUUGCAAGAAUGAUUUUUGAAUACACAAUUACUUUGCAAUAAUGCUUCCUUUAAAAUGCAAUAUUCUUUUAUUUAAUAGAAACAUAAGAAAUGAACUAUGUGUAUGAAAUACUUGUAUUAUUUCUACAUAAAUUACACAAAUGCAGACUAUUUACAUUAUGCAUAUUUGUUGUAGGAUAAAUUAAGGAAGAUUUGUCGAAUUUUUAUUUUUAUACUUUAUGUUUAUACCAAAUUCGAUAUACGAAAUGUCUAAAUCUGAUUUUGAUACAAUAUUAGAAUUUUUGAUAAAUAAUGGUGCUAAUAUGAAAGACAGUAUGUUAAAUAUAUAUAGAAACUACAUAUUCAAAUUUGUUACUUCAUUGCAAUUGGUCAUAACUGUAUUGAAACUUUGUAAAUAUUAUUUAAUAAUACCUUAAGAUGAUAUUAUAUCAUAAAAAUAAAGAAUAUAUAAUUUGUGACUAUGCGUGAUGAUAAAUACGCACAGAAUAAUGAGAAAUUAAUUAAAUAUAUAAAUACUGAUUUAUCCUCA